This is a messenger RNA of Dimorphilus gyrociliatus, 567 nucleotides long. Lineage: Eukaryota; Metazoa; Annelida; Polychaeta; Dinophilidae. The record is from the annotation of a GenBank genome assembly.
AAUCAUUAACAGUCUUCUAUAAAUAACAAUUCGAAAAUGCCUGUUCAAGUAACACAACAAAGGAAUGGUUCAAGUUUUACUCAUAAAAUUGAUAUUCGAGGUAUGGCCGGAGGUAUGCUUUUAGUAUCUCUUCUUGCAUGCGUUUUUAACGUCAUUGGAUUCGCUACGAGUGGAUGGUCUGUUCGAAAGCUGUCUUCUGGAUCCUAUCACAUUGGUCUUUGGGAGCAAUGUGUUUGUGGAAGUAAUCAGGACUAUGGUGGCUCCGCAUCGAAAUCUUGGUUUAAGGCAACUCAAGCCAUGACCACAAUUGGAUUAAUAUUUCUCAUACUCGCGCUACUCGCCUCAGUAUUCUACGUCUUCGUGCAUAUUUUUAACAAAAAUGUCUGCCUAACUGCGGGUAUUGUAUCAGCCGCUUUAGGAUGUCUUUUCUGUCUCAUUGGCCUCAUUAUUUUUGGCGUAAAAGAGAAAAAUCACAAUUGGUCAUUCGCCUUUGUCUGUAUUUCAGCCAUCUUAUCUCUAUUUGGAACAAUAUUGAUGGUGAUUCUAUUCAGAAAAGCAAGAGACUAA